AUGAACAUUACACCGAGGCCAGACUUCUCUCACUCUGGACAGUGGGAUGUAGAGACAGAGUCCAGAGAUGGUCGGAGAGAGAAGCAGGUGUUUGAUGCUGUGAUGGUUUGCACCGGACACCACUGUCACCCUCAUCUCCCUCUACAGGACUUUCCAGGAAUAAACACUUUUAAGGGGAAAUUCUUCCACAGCCGUGAUUACAAAAGCCCUGAAGAAUGGCGAGGAAAGAGGGUAGUUGUGAUUGGCAUUGGAAACUCUGGAGGAGAUAUUGCUGUGGAGCUGAGCAGAAUGGCCAAACAGGUUUAUCUGAGCACUCGAAGAGGAUCGUGGAUAUUGAAUCGUGUAGGAGACAAAGGUGUUCCUUUUGAUAUGAUGUUUAAUAACAGAGGGCUAAUGCUGUUUAUUAAAUGGUUACUACCUGGAUUUCGUAACAAACUGAGAGAGAAACAACUCAAUAAACGGUUCGACCACAAGCUCUAUGGGCUGCAGCCUGUGCACAGAGUUUUCAGCCAACAUCCCACGGUCAAUGAUGACUUACCAAACCGCAUCCUCUCCGGUACCGUCUCAGUCAAGCCAAAUGUUCAAGAGUUUCGUGGAUCAAGUGUGGUGUUUGAGGAUGGCACUGUUGAGGAUGACAUUGAUCUGGUGGUGUUUGCCACAGGCUACACUUUCUCAUUCCCCUUCCUGUCUUCACAUGUAAUUCCUGUCUCAAAUAACAAAGCAUCCCUGUACAAAUACGUAUAUCCUCCAGAACUGGAGCGGCCAACUUUAGCCGUGAUUGGUCUGAUCCAGCCCCUGGGAGCCAUUAUGCCCAUCUCUGAGAUGCAGGCGCGCUGGGCCACUCGUGUUUUUAAAGGACUAAACCAUCUUCCUUCAGCUGAAAAAAUGGAUAAAAUAAUUGAGAAAGACAUACAAGCGAAUUUGAAAGGUUACUGUCCCAAAGUGGCUGCCCUUCAAGUGGACCACAUCCCUUACCUAGACACAAUAGCAAAGGAAAUAGGUGUCCGUCCCAACAUUGCUUUGCUUCUCCUGAGGGACCCUGCUGUUGGUUUGAGGGUUUUCUUCGGGCCCUGUACUCCCUACCAGUAUCGACUGAGUGGACCGGGGCACUGGAGAGGUGCCCGUCAGGCCAUCCUUACCCAAUGGGAUCGUGUGGCCAAACCCAUGAAGACACGGCCCAUUCCAGAGCCCUCAUCCUCCAUCUUAUUUUUUUGGCUGGGCCUGUCAGGAGGAGCUGGAGUGAUUUUUGCUUUAAUGGCAAUGCAGAAAAAGGUCCCACUGUUCCUGAAUAUCUAUUAGAUCCCACAGAUAUCCCAAAUUCGAUUUUUGCAUAGCUGAUUGUGUUUUGUAAUCAAAUUUUUGUUAAAUCCUUGUCAAACACUGUUGUCAAACAAGUGUAUUUUUUUUGUUCUUAAAUUUAUCUCAUAGCAAGCAUUCUGUUUCAGCAUUUUCAUCACUUAAUAUAAAUGUUAAAAAUAUGUGGAGAAGCCUGAGUCUGCUAGGAUUGACAUUUUGUGUUUGGUGGUAUUAUCAUCAACUUGUCUA
Molecule: messenger RNA, 1545 nt
Organism: Puntigrus tetrazona (Sumatra barb)
Lineage: Eukaryota; Metazoa; Chordata; Actinopteri; Cypriniformes; Cyprinidae
Product: flavin-containing monooxygenase 5-like
Exons: 7
Coding region: 1-1299 (432 amino acids)
Molecular function (GO): flavin adenine dinucleotide binding; NADP binding; N,N-dimethylaniline monooxygenase activity
Source: RefSeq, a predicted model, not a curated record